CAUUUGAAGGAUGUGACUAAUCAGACUGAUGACCUCCUCAAAAUUUUCAGGCUUUAUAAAGGCUACUGGUCCUAAACUUUUCAUUUCAAUUUCCCUAUUUGCUCAAAGCUUCUCAGUGUUUCUCAUCACCAAAAUGGCUCAGAAGGUGGUCCUCAAAGUUCUAACUAUGACUGAUGACAAGACCAAGCAAAAGGCCAUAGAAGCUGCUGCAGAUAUCUAUGGAGUUGAUUCAAUCGCGGCGGAUCUAAAGGAUCAGAAGCUGACAGUGGUAGGACAGAUGGAUGCAGUGGCAGUGGUGAAGAAGCUGAAGAAAGUAGGCAAAGUGGACAUAAUAUCAGUUGGACCUGCCAAAGAAGAGAAGAAAGAAGAAAAGAAAGAGGAAAAGAAGGAGGAGAAAAAGGAGGAGAAGAAAGAAGAGAAGAAAGAGGAAAAGAAGGAAGAAAAGAAGGAAGAGAAGAAGGAAGAGAAGAAAUGAAAAAGCCAUCUCAGCAAGCAAACCAUGCUUACUUCUCCUUCUCCUUUGUAUGUUUUUGUAGAAAUAAGCUUUUGAAAAUUUGCAGAAGGUAUAAUAGCGUGAAGUGCCUGUCUGCAAAAUCUAAUUCAAGCACAAUGAGCAAUGUGAAAGGGGUUUUGGUUUGGUUGAGGUACCAUCUUGGCACAAGAAUAAUUAGACGGUUGAUUGUUAGAUAGAUAAUGUAAUUCCAGCUUCAAAGCAAGAUUACUUUACGCA
This is a messenger RNA of Theobroma umbraticum, 730 nucleotides long. RefSeq names its product Copper transport protein family. The record is from RefSeq and is a predicted model, not a curated record. Gene Ontology annotation, molecular function: metal ion binding. NCBI's taxonomy places the organism in Eukaryota, Viridiplantae, Streptophyta, Magnoliopsida, Malvales, Malvaceae.